AUGAAAAUGCUGAAUCCGCAACGCAGAGCUCGGCUGGAACGCCGGAUGGUUGGCUCAACAAACCGGUGGCGUUUUCCCUCAAAGCCCUUCUCCGGAGACCUGCUGGGGCUUUCGCAGAGGUGCAAGGCUUUGAGCGUGGACCUUGAUGAGGCUCUGAAGAACCCAGACAGGUUAUGUGUUUCACAAAUUCAGAAAAUUUUCUCUGAGACCUCGAAGAACAAGCCUGUCCAAAGCAGGGAGGCAGACGUGAUUCUCGAAUGUCUGGGCUCCAGAUGGGAACUCCAUCAGCCCCAGCUUUUCCAGUCCAAGACCUUGAGCAAGCUCUACCUGAUGGCGCUGGCCCAGAGCACCAAGAGGCCCACAAAGGAACUGGAGAGUCUUCUGCGAGCUCAGCUGCCUGGGAAGAUCAAGGAAAGACCCCCCACGAAGAAGAUGAUCAUUUCCUUGAAGAUCAAUGACCCCGUGGUCACUAAAGUUGGCUUCGCCAUGGCCCUGAAGAGCCUCUACCUGAGCCAGGUGGAGAUGAACGUCAACGACGUGCUGGCCGUGCUGGCUUCCGCACACGUUCUCCAGAUCAGCAGCCUGUUUCAAAGGUGUGUGGCCGUGAUGAUGAAGGGACUCACGCCAAGCACCGUCAAGAGCUUUUACCUGGCCGGCUGCAAGUACAAGGAAGAGCAGCUCACCACGGCCUGCGAGAAGUGGCUGGAAAUGAACUUGGUCCCUCUGGUAGGGACACAGAUCCACCUCCGGAAAAUCCCGCAGGAGCUGCUUCACAGAGUGCUGCGGUCCCCCAGGUUGUUCACUUUUAAUGAGUUUCAUCUUCUGAAAACGCUACUUUUGUGGGUCUUCUUGCAACUGAACCCCAAAGUGCAGACAGUUCCUGUGCAGGAAACGGUGCUGGCAUUUUUUACCAGCUUCUCCAGGAAGUGUUCCUUUCUGGAUCAGGACACGGGACAGAGCUUGGUGCCACUUUUCCUUUGCCUGCGCCUGCACGGCAUCAUCAAAGAGCGGCGUCCCCUCCAGGUCACUUGCUCCGUGGUUGGGGAGGAGACUCCGGGUCUGUGCGCCAGACCUGGCUUUCUCAGCCUCCUGCGCUGGGCCUGGGGGAAGGCAUCUCUGGAGAGUGGGGGUGACAUGGCCCACGUUAAAGAUCUUACCACCCAGGCUGUGAGAUUCGGGCUGCUCUUUAACCAGGAGUAUACAACUCAUUCGGAAGUGAUCGCCAUAUACGGAUUCUUCUUCGAGAUAAAGGGAGUCAGACAUGAUACUACCUCUUACAGUUUUUACAUGCAGAGAGUGAGGCACAGUGACGUGGUCUGCGAGCACGGCCCCGUCAGCCUGCGGGCGGAACGCCUGGUGAAGUACGAGAUCAGAGCCCAGACCCUGGUGGACGGCCAGUGGCAGGAGUUCAGGACCAACCAGAUCACCCAGAAGUUUGGGUUCUCCAAGCCGUCCUGCAAAAGCCACGCCUUGAAAAUCCACACCGUGGGCCUUCCAAUCUAUGCAAGUUUUUCAUUCAUCUUCCCAAUGUCUUGA
Puma concolor (puma) is the source of this 1536-nucleotide messenger RNA. NCBI's taxonomy places the organism in Eukaryota, Metazoa, Chordata, Mammalia, Carnivora, Felidae. The record is from RefSeq and is a predicted model, not a curated record.